Labrus bergylta (ballan wrasse) is the source of this 2703-nucleotide messenger RNA. Its product is annotated as immunoglobulin-like domain-containing receptor 2. Lineage: Eukaryota; Metazoa; Chordata; Actinopteri; Labriformes; Labridae. The record is from RefSeq and is a predicted model, not a curated record. Gene Ontology annotation, biological process: pancreas development. Gene Ontology annotation, cellular component: membrane.
AGCCCGUGUGCAGUAAAAUUCCUGCAAACUCACAGUCCCCCCUGACCUGGUUUUAUCAUGGAGCUCUCCCCCCCCUCCCUCCAUCUUCACACCGAGCAGACCUCUCUAUCUGGCCGCCAGACACCGCUGCAACCCCCGCUACUUUAAGAGUAAAAUUGGACCCCAGAGGAGGAAAAACUGAAGUUCUUAGCUGCACUAACUUCAUGUUUUAAUGAGUGAGACUGCAGAAACUUAAAGCAUACUAAGUAUUUUAAAGCAGCAGUAGUUUUGGGUGCCGGGCUCACCUCUGUGUGAAGUGGUACAGUCCCGUUAGUCUCCGCAGUCUGGAGUCCUGUGAGCUGCACAAGUUUAACACCGGGCGACGAGAAUGAGCAACAUGCGGAUUAAGAGCUGUUUACUAUAAAAAAAAAAAUACAAACGGAUUGUAUGAUGAACUUUUACCUGCUGGCCUUGUUACUGGGAGCAUCUGCGUGUGUGUGUGAUGGCGUGCAUGUCACAGUGCGGGAGAAGCAGCGCAUGGCGAUGCUCUUCCAGUCGGUGGUCCUCCCCUGUCAGUACCAGACGGCGUCUUCUCAGACUCCCGUGGUGCAGUGGUGGUACAAGUCUUACUGUCGAGACCGCACGCGAGAGUCCUUCACGCUGCCCGAGAGUCUCGCCAUCCAGACCUCGGAGCUCGGCGCCUCGUCCCACCUGGAGUGCUCGGACAGCGGGCGCACAGUCCGGGUCGUGGCGUCGGCGCAGGGAGCCUCCAUGACGCUGGCUGAGCACUACAAAGGGAGAGACAUCGCCAUCGUCAACAAAGCAGACCUGCGUAUCGGCGAGCUGCAGUGGGGCGACAGUGGAGUGUACUUCUGCAAAGUGGUCAUUGCUGACGAUCUGGAGGGGAAGAACGAGGCCCAGCUGGAGUUACUGGUGCUCGGCCGGACAGGUCAGCCCGACGAUAUCCUGCCUGAGUUUGAUGUGGAGAUUAUGCCAGAGUGGGCGUUUGUUGGAUCCGUCGCCCUUGGCAGCGUCUUGUUCCUGCUCCUGUUGGGAAUCUGCUGGUGUCAGUGUUGUCCUCACUCCUGCUGCUGCUACGUCCGCUGCUGCUGCUGCCCUGAGACCUGCUGCUGUCCACGACACUUAUAUGAGGCGGGGAAGAUGGCGAAGAGGGGACCCCCUCCUCAGGUUCCUGUGUAUCCGUACUACAUUCCUGGUGUUCCCUCGGUGGUUCCUCUUGCACCCCCGUCCCACGUGGAGCCAAAAACAAUCUCCUCUAUCCCCUCUGUGGAGAAUAACCUGUCUGGAGCCAGGAGCCUAUCAGAACUGAGCUCUCUUCAUGACGGAGGGACGACAGAUUUCAGACACACCUAUCAGACCGUCCAGAUGAAGGCGCUCCCGCCCAUUGCAGAUCUUGAAAACCACACUGUGAUGAGAGCGGCUCCGCCAACACAGAGUCGAAGGGCCAGACGGGACAGACGCAACCUCUCAGACGACGAGUUGGACAGAAGGUGGAACUGUAGCUCGGAGCACCUGCAGAGGAAGACGUUGAGCAGAAGGGGGCGCACGGGCUCCCUGGACGAGCUGGAGGAAUUCGCCCAGUCUUUUGACUCGCGCAGCCGUCGGGCUGAUCCUCCAGAACGACCGUACGAGCGGGAUUACAGCCCCCCCAGGCGCUGCUACAGAGACGAAGACGACGGGUGGCGUCGUCGCAGCCCUUCACCUCUACCACAGAAAAGAAGGGACACGUGGGACAGCGAUCGACCCUCUCGACCUCCCCAGAGCAAAGGAUACGACAACGCCUUCCUCAGCAAUGUGCUGGAGAGCAAGGCGAGGGGACGAGGAGGGGACAGACACGGUGCUAGACCGGACGAGGACAGUGACACUCCCUCCAAAGGAAGCUCCAGAGGCAAAGGCAGCGACAGCUACUACAGCCGCUCGCCCAGCAACCGUCCCGAGGAGGAGGACGGUUUACCUCCGUACUCUGAGUGGGAGGCCGAGCGGUACCGCAGGGCCGACCAGAGAACAGACGGGUACCGCACAGUAGAGCCUCCUCCAUCAGAGCGAUACAGGACCACUGAGCCCGCCAUGAGGCCUUUCUCGUACACUCGCCCCAACCAGGGAAUGUCCCAAACUCUACAGGGGGCGAGAGAGGAGAGAGAGAGGAGCCGAAACCUGAGCACUGCACUGAGCAGGGACACUAUCAUAGUGUGACGAGGUUUCCCAGCCUCCACCCGCUCAGCACUGCCCAAUCUGCUCAUGUAAACCGUCCUGUUGCUACGCAGGAGAGGCUAACUGUUCUGCCACCAGCCAUACGAAGUCUGAAACACCUCACUGAAAUAUCAGCUGCUAAAAUGCUAAAAAAUAAUUGUGCAUGAAGCUGCAUGUAGAUUUUUGUGUUGCUCAUUUGCAUGAAUUAUAUCUGGGCGUUUAUGCAUGUGUAGUCAUGUGGAUGUUGUGUAUGUUGAGUGUGCAGCAUGGCUACACUUAAAAACCUGUGCCAAGAUGUUUCUUUCAUUAUUUUAUUGCCAAUUCCACGGUGGUCUUUUGUCACAUCUAAUGGGACACACUACAGUCUUAUUUUCACAAGCAACUCAGGUUCACUUUGUAUUCUUUUUGUCUUUGUUUUUGAUACUGUUUCUGUAUACCUGUACUGUACCUUGGAUUUGUUUUAAUUGCACUGCUCAAAUACUUUUGGAAUAAUAAAAAACUCUAAGAAGUCCU